CUCGGUUUCCCGCACCAGAAGCAGUAGAAAUUGGCAAUUGCUGUGUGUGAGAGAGAAAGUAAGAGUAAUAGUAGUAUCAAUAAUUUGGCUUAGGUUGCAUCUCUGUGUCUGAUGCAACAGAGAGGAAGAACUAACAACCGUAGAUCAAGGUCUUUCUCCAGAUCUCGGCUUGCUGUCGAAGGAUUUUAGUUCCCCUUUUCACUCCCCAUUAAAAAAAAAAAUCAAUUCCUCUCAGAGCUCACUAGAGAUCUUCUCUGUUAACCAUGGCGGCUAACGGAUAUGUAGGAGAUGAACGCAAAGUUCAAAAGAAUUACUGGAUUGAACACUCGGUUGAUCUGACGGUGGAGGCUAUGAUGCUCGACUCCAAAGCCGCUGAUAUUGACAAAGAAGAACGUCCCGAAGUGCUCUCCUUACUCCCUCCGUAUGAAGGGAAAACCAUUUUGGAACUAGGAGCUGGCAUUGGCCGAUUUACUGGUGACUUAGCUAAGAAGGCUGGUCAUGUUAUAGCAUUAGACUUCAUUGAGAAUGUUAUAAAGAAGAAUGAAACCAUCAAUGGACAUUAUAAGAACGUCAAAUUCCUCUGUGCGGAUGUCACUUCCCCUGAUUUGGCUUUUACAGAAGGAUCACUGGACUUGAUUUUCUCAAACUGGCUGUUGAUGUAUCUCUCAGAUAAAGAGGUUGAGAAUUUGGCCGAAAGGAUGCUCAAGUGGUUGAAGGUUGGUGGACAUAUUUUCUUCAGGGAGUCUUGCUUUCAUCAAUCUGGUGAUUGCAAGAGAAAGAACAACCCAACUCACUAUCGCGAGCCCAGAUUUUACACUAAGGUCUUUAAAGAAUGCCAAGCAACUGAUGAUUCUGGAAAUUCAUUUGAACUUUCUCUUGUUGGCUGCAAGUGCAUUGGAGCUUAUGUUAAGAACAAAAAGAAUCAGAAUCAGAUUUGCUGGAUCUUCCAAAAAGUUGUUUCAGAUAAUGAUAAGGGAUUCCAGCGCUUCUUGGAUUCUGUUCAGUACAAAUCUAAUAGCAUUCUCCGUUAUGAGCGUGUCUUUGGACCAGGAUAUGUGAGCACAGGAGGAAUUGAAACAACAAAAGAAUUUGUGGGGAAGUUAGAUCUUAAGCCUGGCCAAAAGGUCCUAGAUGUUGGCUGUGGCAUUGGUGGAGGUGACAUUUAUAUGGCUGAGGAAUUUGAUGUUCAUGUUGUGGGCAUCGACCUCUCCGUAAACAUGAUAUCCUUUGCUCUUGAACGAGCUACUGGACUGAAAUGCUCAGUGGAAUUUGAAGUUGCUGAUUGCACCAAGAAGGUUUAUCCGGACAACAGUUUUGAUGUUAUCUACAGCCGUGACACUAUUCUACACAUUCAUGACAAACCUGCACUGUUUAGAUCUUUCUACAAAUGGUUGAAGCCAGGAGGCAAACUCCUCAUAAGUGAUUACUGUAAAAGUUCCAAGACUCCAUCCACGGAGUUUGCUGCGUAUAUCAAGCAGAGAGGCUAUGAUCUUCAUGAUGUAAAAUCAUAUGGACAGAUGCUUGAGGAUGCUGGUUUUGAUGUGAUUCUUGCAGAGGAUCGAACCGAUCAGUUCUUACAAGUUCUGCAGCGUGAAUUGAACCAAGUGGAGAAAGAGAAGGAUGCAUUCAUCUCUGACUUCUCUAAGGAAGACUAUGAUGAAAUAGUUGGUGGAUGGAAGGCAAAGCUGAUAAGAAGCUCAUCAGGGGAGCAGAGAUGGGGCCUUUUCCUUGCCAAGAAGAAGAAUUAAAUCCUGCUGCCUGCUCAUCUUUAUGUUAAAGAAGUGAAUAAAUAAAUGCAGUUAGGCAUAUGUGUGCAAGAAACUAUUUCCUGCUUGCAAUUAUCAGUUGUUAUUGUAGUUGAUAUUUUGGUAUUUAGUGUGAAGUUUGUGGUUUGAAUAAAUUAUCCUUUUCCAGUAGUAA
This is a messenger RNA of Gossypium raimondii (Peruvian cotton), 1920 nucleotides long. RefSeq names its product phosphoethanolamine N-methyltransferase 1. Gene Ontology annotation, biological process: phosphatidylcholine biosynthetic process. Gene Ontology annotation, molecular function: phosphoethanolamine N-methyltransferase activity. The record is from RefSeq and is a predicted model, not a curated record. NCBI's taxonomy places the organism in Eukaryota, Viridiplantae, Streptophyta, Magnoliopsida, Malvales, Malvaceae. The transcript is spliced from 12 exons. Bases 264 to 1748 code for a protein of 494 amino acids.